Messenger RNA from Tupaia belangeri chinensis (Chinese tree shrew), 1059 nucleotides. RefSeq names its product C-X-C motif chemokine receptor 4 (gene CXCR4). Gene Ontology annotation, biological process: brain development; positive regulation of cytosolic calcium ion concentration; calcium-mediated signaling. Gene Ontology annotation, molecular function: C-C chemokine receptor activity; C-C chemokine binding. Gene Ontology annotation, cellular component: external side of plasma membrane; membrane. NCBI's taxonomy places the organism in Eukaryota, Metazoa, Chordata, Mammalia, Scandentia, Tupaiidae. The record is from RefSeq and is marked provisional.
AUGGAAGGGAUCAGUAUAUACACUUCGGAUAACUACUCGGAGGAAUUGGGCUCAGGGGACUAUGACUCCAUAAAGGAACCUUGCUUCCGGGAGGAAAAUGCCCACUUCAACCGGAUCUUCCUGCCCACCAUCUACUCCAUCAUCUUCUUGACUGGCAUCGUGGGCAAUGGAUUGGUCAUCCUGGUUAUGGGUUACCAGAAGAAACUGAGAAGCAUGACGGACAAGUACAGGCUGCACCUGUCAGUGGCCGACCUCCUCUUUGUCAUCACACUGCCCUUCUGGGCCGUGGAUGCCGUGGCAAACUGGUACUUUGGAAACUUCCUAUGCAAGGCAGUCCAUGUCAUCUACACGGUCAACCUCUAUAGCAGUGUCCUCAUCCUGGCCUUCAUCAGUUUGGACCGGUACCUGGCCAUCGUCCACGCCACCAACAGUCAGAGGCCCAGAAAACUGCUGGCUGAAAAGGUGGUCUAUGUUGGCGUCUGGAUCCCUGCUCUGCUGCUGACUAUUCCUGACUUCAUCUUCGCCAAUGUCAGCGAGGCCGAAGACAGAUAUAUCUGUGACCGCUUCUACCCCAACGACUUGUGGGUGGUAGUGUUCCAGUUCCAGCACAUCAUGGUUGGUCUUAUCCUGCCCGGUAUCGUCAUCCUGUCCUGCUAUUGCAUCAUCAUCUCCAAACUGUCGCACUCCAAGGGCCACCAGAAGCGCAAAGCCCUGAAGACCACAGUCAUCCUCAUCCUGGCGUUCUUCGCCUGCUGGCUGCCCUACUACAUUGGAAUCAGCAUCGACUCCUUCAUCCUCCUGGAGAUCAUCAAGCAAGGCUGUGAGUUUGAGAGCACUGUGCACAAGUGGAUUUCCAUCACUGAGGCCCUCGCCUUUUUCCACUGUUGCCUGAAUCCCAUCCUCUAUGCCUUCCUUGGAGCCAAAUUUAAAAGCUCUGCCCAGCACGCACUCACCUCUGUGAGCCGAGGGUCCAGCCUCAAGAUCCUCUCCAAAGGAAAGCGAGGUGGACAUUCUUCAGUUUCAACCGAGUCGGAAUCUUCAAGUUUCCACUCCAGCUAA